CACGCGGCCCCGGCGCUGUGGAGGCGGGAGUGGGGACGGGACUGUCGCGAUAGAGCGGCGCGGGGGGGCUCGGCACCCAGCGGGACUGUCGCGACAGAGCGGCCCUGGGGCCGGGGGGCCUCGGCACCCGGCGGGGCUGUCGCGACAGUGAGGGGCCCCGGGGCCGCAGUUGUGUCGGGGCCUGUCGCGAUAGGAGCGGGGCUUCCCCAUUGCCGCCCACGUGCGUGGCCUUUAGGGCUCACUCACAGUGGGAGUGGAGUCCCAAGGCCGGACUGUCGCGAUAAGAGCGGGAUCCGUGGGGCUAGUCCCGGCAGGGCUGGGGUGGGGUCGUUCAGACCAUCCCCGGCAGGGCUGUCGCGAUAGGGGGGUGCCCUAGGCCAUCCCCACAGGGCUGUCGCGACAGGAGGGUCCCCGUGCCCGGUGCGCCGUGCCUGCGCUCCCGGGAUGGAUCCCGGGAUGGAUCCCGGGGCAGCUCUCCCGGCCCUGCAGCGGGAGCUGCGGGCGGCGCUGGCCGAGGACGAGAGGCGGCAGCGGGAAGGCGAGGCCAAGCUGAGGGCGCUGCUCCAGGGCGUCCCCGACUAUCGCGACUUCAGGAACAUUGUGCUGGCCUCACACCUGAAGCCUCUGGAGAAGAAGGACAGGCUGGGGCAGAGGAGGAAUGUGUUGUGGAAUCCCUGUGCAGCCCCAGCCAAGGCAUCACCUGCCCACACUGAGGAGAUCCCACAGGAGUUGGAUCAGCUGCCUGGAACGGCUGCAGAAUUCCACAGGGAUUGGCGCAGGUGCCUGAAGAGCGGGAUAGAGAAAUACCGGUUUCUGCUGGAGCUGGGAGGGGAGGCCUUGGGCAGGAUCUUCCGGACUGACGUGGGCUUUGGCCUCCUGGGGGAAUUCCUGAGGGUGCUGGCAGAGAACUUCCAUCCUGGAGACGGGGCUGCCGUCCUGGAGAUCCUGCAGGGCCUGGCGGGCACCCGGCGCUUCGGGCUGAACGUGGAGCUCCUGAGCCAGGCAGAGAAGGAGAGCGGCCGGGAUCUGUUCAGGAAGCUGCAGGGCCUGAGCAGGGAUUGCUGGGCUGCUGAAAAGCCAGGCCAGGAGGCAGGGAGGGAACCUCACGCCAUGGACACCCACUUGGAAAAGGAAGGCGAGGAGGAAAGGACGGUGGUGGAGCUGAUGAAGUGUUUCCAGCUCGGCUGAGGGGGUUCAGGGGCUAAAAGAGGCUCAGAAGAGACUCAAGGCCUGACCUUGGCAUCACCCAGAGCACGAGUUCUGCACAAAUAAAGUUCAGUUCCCGA
Molecule: messenger RNA, 1286 nt
Organism: Chiroxiphia lanceolata (lance-tailed manakin)
Lineage: Eukaryota; Metazoa; Chordata; Aves; Passeriformes; Pipridae
Gene: DNAAF19
Product: coiled-coil domain containing 103
Exons: 3
Coding region: 445-1188 (247 amino acids)
Biological process (GO): inner dynein arm assembly; determination of left/right symmetry; epithelial cilium movement involved in extracellular fluid movement
Cellular component (GO): outer dynein arm
Source: RefSeq, a predicted model, not a curated record